AUGGCUAUCGAUCCUCUUCUACCCGUAGGCCCAGCGAGGGUCAAGGCGCUCGUGCUGCCCAUCGGCCAUAUUACACGCGAACGCUUCACCGCGUUCGUCAGUCGUCUAAAUGCGGAGAGCAUCGUCUUCCUCCGGGACGUCACCCCCGAUGCCCGGCCGCAUAGAAACAUGUUCUCGCCCUUGGCCUUUCCCGAUGGCGCCAUGUUCUACGACCUCAUGAUGCACCACCCACCUGCCUCCCACCUCGCCCUCUCACCGUUCGAUUUGUUCCGCGAGCCGCUCGCCGUGAUCGCCGUGGCCGAUGGCGCCGAGCUGCCUAAAGCCGUGUUUAGUAAAAGACAUUCGGGUGGAAAGACCGUCGAGGAGGCCAACAUACGGUCGCUCUACCAGGACCUAGAGGAUUUGAGGGACCGGUAUUCCAAGGUCCUAGCCCAUCAGGUACUGGUAUUUGACUACACGCCGGCCAAGGAAAAUCCUUUGCCGAUACCCGAGGGUAUUGUUACUGUUCCGCCCGCCGAACAGUCCAAACGAACCACCAUCAAGACGGUCAUGUGCAAUAUUUCGGCCCUGAUCCUGGCUGAGAUGACCACCUUAGCCAAGUCAUACGAGGGAAUGUCGUUCAUAGACUCUCCAGGGCAAUCAUCAGGCCAUCAGAUGAGUGCCAUAGACGAACCUACGGCGGCCCCGAGGAGAAAUUCGCAAUUUUCGCUGCCGAUAAACCGAUCUAGCUCUACCAGUGGGCUUCCUGAUAGAAGCCGUGUUCGUAUGACCAUGCCACCUGUCCCCUCCAAGGGGCAACUGUCAGAGUCGGCCGGUUCCACACCCACCGUCCGGCCUACGACCCCUGUGAGCAACAACAAGCCUCUUCCGUCCCCUCCAUCCACGUUUGAAAAUAUCAUCGGACCCAUGACACCGAAUAGUCCUGAGCAGGCUGGUCUUUCAAGGCAUGACACAUCCGACAGCUUCCGAACGCAGAGCCAAGACCGAGUGUCGGUGCAAGGGUUCGGCCCCGGCGGGCUCAACGAGAGGUGGAGGAGCAAGGGGAGAUCGCGGGUCCAGGUCGUGGUCGGGUCGCUCUAUCUCCAGGCUGGCCUGUGGAACAACGCGCUGAAGGAGCUAACCGAGGCUGCCACGAUAGCAAAGUCGAUUAAUGAUCACCUCUGGCACGGGAAAGCCCUCGAGCUCACGCUCAUCAGCCUCCUGCUACUGGGCUGGGCUGGCAUCGAGUUUCGCGUCCCCAGCAUCCUGCUCCCGCCGCACGACAAGGGGAACAGUGCCGCCAUAGCGAUGCAAGAAGCCGAGGCGAGAGACCCCCACCAACCUCCGUGGUUGAGACACCUACAGGUACACAUGCCCGAGCUGCUCGACCGCAUUAUGGGCCUGUACUCGAGGAUAUCGGCCGAGCACCUUCCGCCGCUACCCCACUCCGAGGCCAUCAUCCGCUUCUGCAGGAUGUCCGCAGCCAUCCACACCGCCAACGGCCAGAUCUGCCGGGAAUCGCUCGAGAUGAUCGUUUUCGGCGUCCCGCCCCGGGUGCCCCUCACCACAUCGCCGCGCUUCACGAUCCAGCCCACGCGAACGCAGAUCGUUAACACGCUGUUCCGCGCCUUCCCGACCUCCUCGGCCGAGCUGCUCACUACGGUGGACCGGGUCGUGAUUCUCAGCGGGAUAGCGUCCGUGCUGGGACAUCUCGGUUUCCGCCGCAAGAAGGCUAUGGUUGUCAGAGAGCUCGUCUCGAUCCUAGUGGGUGGUUUGGUUGAAGCGCGCACCCGUGGUGCCGCCGACGUGGGUAUCCAUCCCGCGGCCGGGCUUGUCGGGCUUAAUGGUGCUAGUGCUCGGGAUGGGGCGGGUGGUGUACUGGAGCUUGCUGAGGGGGACGUUGAGCACGGGAUUGAUUCGUUCCUGGGAUUGUUGAUGAAGACGUAUGGGGUUGUUGGCGGCAACACCUUGGGAGACAAAGAGGACAGUUCGGACGGGGCGCUCGUGGGAAGGAUUCAGCAGCAAUCGGCUGCGAGACACUUUGGCAUGCAGAGCGUCAAGCUUAACAUUCUUCGGGCCUGCAUUAACUUUUCCGAGGCGUUGCCGGACUUUCAGGGCGUGCUGAAAUACUCGAGCGAUCUGCUUCGGACUGCUGGCAGUGGCAUUGCUCCCGGGCCGCGGAGAGAAAAUGCCUACCCCUCGAUAACAAGGGAGGAGCAAGUUCGCUUGGUCACCAAUAUUCUGAAGACGUCCAGUCUGUCCAAACGCCUGGGUAUCGGCAAUUUGACGGCCGAGUACUGGGACGAGUUCCUCCUCCGGGGCAUCACCAUGGAGGCGCUGCCGCCGACGAGGACGCCCGUGCCACAUGCGAAGACCGUCCUUCCCGGCAUAAUAACCACUCGAAGCUCUCAGGACAACCCCUACGAGAUCGAACUCGAACUGGAGAGCAUCCGGCUGGACACGGAGGGAGCCGAGUUUGAGUCGGCGGUGGAGACCACCGCCAUUGGCGCGUACCGGACACAGAUCAUGAGGAUAUCCGGUACGCCCAAGAGUGCAGGGACGGUCAAGGUCACGGGCGCACUUAUCAAGGCUCGCGGUUGCCGAGAGAGGAGAUUCCCCAUCUUUGCGGACCCCUGGGCGCCGGAUGAUGCUGUUAAAAUCAAGGCGAUCGGGCUUGGUGCCCUCGAUGUGAAUGCCGCGACUGUAUCGCCUGCUAUUGAGCGGCUCAGGCCGGAUCAUAUCGAGCUCAAUGUCAUCGCCCCUCAGCCUGUGGUGGUGGUCAAGUCGUCGACGCUCCCGCAAUCAUCGGUCAUGGUUCUCGAGGGCGAGCGCCAAACCUUCUCUGUCACGUUACAAAACCUCUCCACUACCACGCCGGCGGAUUUCCUGCUCUUCUCCUUCAAGGACUCGACGCAGGAACCCCUGCAGUUGGCGCUGGGUAACCGCGACGCCACCGCUACGGAACUCUACGAGUACGAGCUCGUGCUAGCCAAGAAACAGCCCCUCCGGCUGAAAAAUCGCGGCGACAGCAAGAGAUUCAUUGCUCCCGGCCAGACGGCAACUUUCGACUUCGAAAUACUGGGUAGGCCGGGCCUCACGCACGGCCUCAUCCAGGUAGACUACGCGCACAUUGGCGUACCGCACGAUGAGGUAGCCGAGAAGUUCUACACGCGGCAGGUAUCCAUGGAACUCACCGUCACCGUCAAUGCCAGCAUCGACAUCACCCGCGUCGACGUCCUCCCGCUCACCGGCAGCAUCCCAGCCCCGCUCUGGUCCCGCGCCACUAACAACAACCACGACCAAUCCACCCCACCCCCCGACUUCACCGCCGACACCCACUGCCUCCUCCUCCUCGACCUCCGCAACUCCUGGCCCAGCCAAAUGACCAUCCACCUCUCCUCCUCCCCGCCCGCCGACAACCCAUCCGAGACCGAUACGCAACCAAUCGAAGUCGAAGCACACAUCUUGCCCGGCAACACGGCGCGCCUCGUGCUCCCCAUCCGGCGCGUCUACCUCGAGGACCCGCACGCCUUCGUACCAGCCCUCAACCCGGCGCGCCAGCGCCAGUUCGUCGUCAGCACCAAGGUCGCCCCCGAGGCCGAGCGCCAGAGCCGCGAGGCCUUUUGGUUCCGCGAGCGCGUGCUCGACGCCCUGAGCGCGCGCUGGCGCACCGCUGCGGUGGCCGGCUCGGCUGCUGUGGCCGGUGGGAGGUGCAGGGAGGGCGAGAUCGACCUGCGCGCGCUGCGCUUCUCGCCGCGCAUGGUCGAGGCCGUCCGCGUCGAUGAGGUGGAUGUCGCCAUUUCCGUGGUGGACCCCGCGACGGGCGAGCCGCUGGCACCCUCUUCCACUAGCAGCAGUACCAACACUGGGCGGUUCGCAGUUGACGUCGACGCCUUCCUACAACUACGCGUGCGCGUCACCAACCGCUCCGCCCGCCCUGUCUACCCGCUCCUGCGCCUCACCCCGGUGCUCUCCCACCGGCCCUUCAACGUCUCGCUCGACUUCACCCGCAAGAUGGCCAAGUUCGCCUGGAACGGCAACCUGCAGCAGGCGCUGCCGCUGCUGGAGGGCAACGGCGGCGUCGCCGAGGUCGCCAUGGGCGUCACGGCGCUGUGCAGGGGCGAGUUUGAGGUGCUCGGCAGCGUGGAGGAGGCGAGGCUGUGGGUGGAUCCGGAGGAGGUGGCGAGGGAGAGGGAGAGGGAGAAGGAGGAGGGAGGCCGGAAGGGGGGGAAGUCGGAGGCGGAGGCGCAGGUUAUGAUUUUGGGCGCGGCGUUGGGGAAGCGGGAGAGGAGGGUGUGGCAUGCGAGGAGGGGCUGUCGGUUGGUGGUGCGUGAUCGGGUGGAGAGGUGA
Molecule: messenger RNA, 4329 nt
Organism: Chaetomium globosum CBS 148.51
Lineage: Eukaryota; Fungi; Ascomycota; Sordariomycetes; Sordariales; Chaetomiaceae
Exons: 3
Coding region: 1-4329 (1442 amino acids)
Cellular component (GO): trans-Golgi network
Source: RefSeq, a predicted model, not a curated record